UGUCCGCUACCAGCGCCGGGAGUGACCGCUGUGUGGGGAGUGAAGGGUUACUUUUGGAACACCCAUUACAUCAUGAUAUAGCGGCCAUGACCUCCAUUAAAAUCGCUUACCUUACGGUUGAUCAUCCUCAUCGUUAAGGGUUCAAGAAACUCCACCCGAACGCCUACAAAAUGCCUGCGCCAGCCCCGAUCCAAGCCCAAACCCUCGACAAGUUCCUAACUGCAUGGCAAAAUCAGAAUGCCAAAGACACUGUGGGCUUCUGGUCGGAUGAUUUCAAACAGAGGCUGUUGCCCUUGUCAUUGCAAGCCCCCGUGAAGUCCCGUGCCGAGGCCGAGGUCAUGAACGGCAAGCUUAUGGAGUUGUUGACGAACUGGAAGCUGGAAAUCAGAGAGAUCGUCCACGACGCCCCAAAGGGUACUGCAGCUGUGUACGCAACGUCCCAAGCGGAUACGCCGAUCCCGGGAGAGAGGUGGACCAACGAGUACACGAUCUUUGUGUCAUUUUCCGAGGACGGGAGUAAAAUUACUAGGCUGGAGGAAAUGGUGGAUACGGCCUUCUAUCGGGAUCUAUUCCCCAAGUUUCAACAGUAUCUCAUGGCACAAGCCACUGCCGGUGGCCACGGAGGACACCAGGGGUAGCAGUCGGGCCGGAGUUACCAAAUAGCACUUGACCUUA
Chaetomium fimeti is the source of this 675-nucleotide messenger RNA. RefSeq lists its product as uncharacterized. The transcript is spliced from 2 exons. The record is from RefSeq and is a predicted model, not a curated record. Lineage: Eukaryota; Fungi; Ascomycota; Sordariomycetes; Sordariales; Chaetomiaceae. Bases 171 to 638 code for a protein of 155 amino acids.